Molecule: messenger RNA, 1299 nt
Organism: Nymphaea colorata (pocket water lily)
Lineage: Eukaryota; Viridiplantae; Streptophyta; Magnoliopsida; Nymphaeales; Nymphaeaceae
Product: ethylene-responsive transcription factor ERF017-like
Exons: 2
Coding region: 356-1012 (218 amino acids)
Biological process (GO): regulation of DNA-templated transcription
Molecular function (GO): DNA-binding transcription factor activity; DNA binding
Source: RefSeq, a predicted model, not a curated record
AGGCUGUUGCACUCUGAAACAUCACUUCGUCGACGUUAAAUCACGACCUCCGGCGGCAUUUCCCCAUCGCCAAGUUCCGGAUCAGCGACUGCUGCUCUAGUUUCGUCCCGUCUCGAUUUUGUGAUUCCCGGCGGCUUCGGGGAAGUUCUUCCAGUGAGCUUCUGCCGUUCACAAGACGGUUUCUGCUAGUCACUCAAACUGUGGAAUCUCUGCAACACCUGGUGUCGAAAUCUUCACUCGGGACUAGGGUAGGCCGGAAAUUUUGUCAAUUGGGUGGGUUUUGCAUUCUUUGAUUCCCGACGGCCUGAGAGAGAAGAAACGCGUUGGGAGGUUUCUUGGUUGCUGGAGAUCGGUUAUGGCUAGUGCGUGUUCCUCCGGUGGUUUGAAGGUUGAAAUGGCGUGCGGUAGCGAGUUUUGUCAAGUUGGCAGGGUGGUCAAACUAUCGUCGUCCGAAAAGGUGGAAAGGCCAAUGAGCGGGUUGGAGAAAGCAGAGUGCUCCGGCGAGGGUAGUCCCAAGUACAAGGGUGUGAGAAUGAGGAAGUGGGGGAAGUGGGUGGCGGAGGUCCGACUGCCGAACAGCCGAGAGCGGAUUUGGCUUGGCUCGUACGACACACCUGAGAAGGCGGCGAGGGCCUAUGAUGCGGCGGUGUUCUGCCUUCGUGGACCAGCAGGGAAAUUGAACUUUCCGGGGAACCCGCCGAACAUCCCGGAGGCGUCAACCCUGAGUCCUUCGCAAAUUCAGGCCGCAGCCGCACGGUUCGCACACGAGGGGGAGCCCACCACCAUUCCAGCAGACGAGGGGAAAACGGCUGCUAGUGGCGACGAGUGCUGGUCUUUCCUGGAGUCGCUGGUGACGGAUUCGGGAAGCGGAGGAUCGGAUUUAGGUGCAUAUCCAAUGUACGAAGGCUUUCCGGAAGAGGCCGAAUUCCCCCAUCCGCCGCCACCUGACGAUGAUGAUGGGGAGGAUUCCGUCGGCAGCUCAUACUUCCAGACAACCCUCUGGAACUUCUGAUCGUCCAUCCCAUUGGCCGGUUGCGGGGACUUCGAAUUCUCCGGCUCCAAGUAAUUCCGGCUUAUGUAGUCAGGCGGCCUUGCCUGCCGGAAUCUUUUCCUCCUUUUGCCUGCUGCCGCGUGGAUGCGUGAUUCAGGCAUUUAGGACCCACCAUAGCUUUAUGAUGGCGGGCCUAUCUUGUGUAAUGCUACCUGUAUCUGAUUUAUCACUUAGGCCGACUAGUAUGAUAUGUAGUCUGAAGCAAAAUAACAACCUUUCUAUUCGAAUGCGUUACCCUUUUCCUAUCA